AACGGAAAAUUUGCAAUCCUUUUUGUGCUGCUUCCGAGCUCGUAGAUGAAGAGGAAACAUAAUGGUGAAAAACGACGCCGCGGAUACAGCAAAUCUAAGCGGGACCAUGGACGGAUUGGCGACGCCGGAGAAGGAGCUUGGUUACUCCUUGGGGAUUCAAGCAGACGACGCCGUCAAAGGCGUCCUCGUGGGCUUCUGUUGCGCUGUAAGCUGGGAUCGCCACUGCAAUAGUGAAUGGGACAAAAGUGGAGCUGAAGACGCCGUCAAAGGCGUCCUCGUCGCCCUCGUCGGCUGCGCAGCAAGCUGGGAACGCCGCAAUAGUGAAUGGGACAAAAGUGGAGCAGAAGACGCCGUCAAAUGCAGGCAGUGUCGUGGAGGAUGCCCCCCAUGGAUAUGCCUUCAGUGAGGAUGUACCUUGGGAGGAUGCCCCUAAUGAGGAUGCACCUUGGGAGGAUGCC
Messenger RNA from Drosophila pseudoobscura, 458 nucleotides. RefSeq lists its product as uncharacterized. The transcript has 2 exons. Lineage: Eukaryota; Metazoa; Arthropoda; Insecta; Diptera; Drosophilidae. Bases 62 to 406 code for a protein of 114 amino acids. The record is from RefSeq and is a predicted model, not a curated record.